CGGCAUGAAGUGUACUUUGGUGUGGUAACACUGGGACGAUCUCACCUCGCGCGUGAACGAAAAUAAAUUCCCAUCUGUUUAAAUAUUGUGCAAGUUUUUUUUUAUUAUUCUUCCAAAAACCCAGUUCAAAAUGUGUGCGUUUUAUGUUCCUAUUAUUUUGACAGCGUAACCUUUUUUUCUAUAAUUUUGUGUUCACAGUGCUCGAGUGGGUUUUGUUUUUGUAUUCGUGUAUUGUGAAUGGAUUUAUUAUAACUCGAUUAUGAAGGCGUGCGCCUCGUAAAAGAUAACUUCAAAAAUGGUGCAAUGAUGUAAAAUAAUGCUGCUACAGCAGGCGUCGUCGUCGCCAGGUCCCAGUGGCACGGCCAGUCCCAAGCUUGCUCCCAACUCUAGGCCAAACCCCAGUCCAAAUUUCAGUUCAAGGCUCACUGGCAGUCCAAGCCUGAGCGAUGGUGCAUCAAGCUCUAAUAGUCCAAAAUUGGGAACCAACAGCCCAAAGUUGGGAGCAAGUCCUAAAUAUGGGAGUCCAAGAAUGGGUGGGAGCCCUAGAUUUGAGGGAAGAGGCGCAUUGGAAGACGAGGUCGCAUUGGAGAGGCUUCAGACAGAACUAAAAGAUGGGUGGACAGUUCACACGGGGAGAGAUGGCAGACUAUAUUAUUGCAACCAUAUCACAAGGACAGCUAGCUGGUUGCCACCAGUUGAGAGCUGGCCGGUGAAGGAGGGUGACAGCCCACAGGACGAGGACUUACCAUACGGUUGGGAACAAGCGCUUGAUAGCCGAGGGAAGAGUUAUUAUAUCAAUCAUGUCAACAAGACGACGACAUACGUGGCGCCGGAGGGCAUCUCGUGCGAGUCACCGCCCGCCCCUCGGGACGUGGUGCUCGAGAGGGAUCCUGAGCUGGGCUUUGGAUUCGUUGCUGGCUCGGAGAAACCUGUACUUGUGCGCUUUGUUACCGACAAUUCGCCAAGCGUUGGAAAGCUCGAACCCGGAGACCAGAUCCUGGGCGUCAAUGGAGAAGACGUCAGUACAGCUGCUCGGGAGCAUGUUAUAUCUGCAGUCCGCGCAUGCGCAGAACGCGUCACGUUGCGAGUAUGUCAGCCAGCCAGGAGUGGUAAUUUGGCGAGGAGAUCGGCAUUUUUGUCGGCAGCAAAACGAGCGAGAUUAAGGGCUAGACCUCCAAGGGUCAGAUUUGCGGAUUCAGUGCAGCUAAAUGGGGCACCUAUGUAUCCUCCAUCUGCAUUUUCACUCGGCGACCUCUGUCUACCACCAAUGGCGAAUGUCCUUAAAGUGUUUCUCGAGAACGGUCAAACGAAAUCCUUCAAAUACGACACGACGACCACCGUUGCGGAUGUUGUCACCAGUCUGAAGGACAAGCUCUGUAUAACCGCUGAAGAACAUUUUAGUUUAGUAGUUGAACACGUCAAGAGUUUAAGGAGAAAUAAGUUGACGUUACUGGAUCCUAAGGAGUCUUUAGCGAGGAUCGCAGCCCGGCCGGGUUCGCACAAAAUGCGCUGCCUGUUCCGCGUCGUGUUCAUGCCGUCGUCGGCGGGCGAGCUGGCGCAGCGGGACCUGGCGGCGCUGGACUACCUGUACCUGCAGUGCUGCAACGACGUGGCGCAGGACCGCUUCGCGCCCGAGCUGCAGCCCGACGUCGCGCUGCGCCUCGCCGCGCUGCACAUCCACCAGCACGCCCUGGCGCACAACCUGGCCCCCGCGAAGCUCACCGUGAAGGCCGUCGAGAGAGAAUUCGGUCUGGAAAGGUUCGUGCCGAGCAGUCUACUGGAGAGCAUGAAGCGUAAGGAGCUGAGGCGACUCGUCGCUCACUUCCUGAAAUUGAAUGCGCAGAUGACCGGCAGCCAGCGACAUCUGACGCAGCUACAAGCGAAGCUCCACUAUCUGGAUAUCGUAGCCGGGCUGCCGAGCUACGGCGCCAAGUGCUUCAGCAGCAGCCGGCCCGAACGGGUGCUGCUGGUGUCGCCUCGCUUCGGACUCAGCCAGAUAGUUGGCAGAAACAAUUCUGUGCCGCAGGCGCUGGCGGCGCUGGCGGAGGUGGUGCGCGUGCGCGUGCGCGGCGCCGACGUGUGCGUGUUCCUGCAGCGCGAGCGCGUGCUGGCGCUGCUCAUGGACGAGCGCGACGCCGCCGAGAUGCCGCUCGUCGUCGCCGGAUACUACCGUCUCGCGACCGGACGGGAGUUGGAAAUCGAAUUAGAUCGAGAACCGAUCACUGAAGAUAUUGCGCCGCCAUAUUUAUCACAGCAUAACGUUGUGCCCGCGAAAUGGAGCUACUUGUACUAUGACGAUCCGCUGCUGAUCACGAAAAAGCACUUCGCGAUAUUCAGUAUGCCGCCGCCGUACCAUUCCACGCCAGACCAGUCUAAAUCCAGCUUAGACACGAACAUGAAUACCAGUAUUGCGAAUAGGAAUCAUAGUAACAGCUCCAGUCCCGUAGUUGGUUACGGACAGAAGCAGAGCGUUCUCGGUCAAGAUUACCACUUUGACAAGUGUAAGAAGAACGAUGAGUUUAGGCUAUUCGAUCCUAACGAUGCUUGUUAUCUAGACGAUGGUAUGGGCUUUGAUUUACAAAGCGUAUUAUCUAUGGAACUCUUAGAAAACGCAAGCAACCCGCGUAUAGUCGAGGCUAAAAACGAGGAAGUAUUACGUAGAGUAGCAGAGAUGCAAAAAUUAGUAGAGAACUCUGAACAGUAUUUGACUGAAAAUUGUGAUGUUUACAAUGAUAUUGGUUAUAAUGGUAUACUAAGAGAUGAACUAGUUGGUAAAGAAACGUGCGUAGAUAAUUUAGAAAGUGACACUGAGUCUAUUAAUAGUAGAAUGUCGGCCGCUGAUGAUGCUCCGGGUAUAUUGAAACACAGCGAUUCAUUGCUACUCUUAACCGAAACAAUCAAUCAAGGUUUGAAUGGUUUAUCUGUGGCUGAAACCGAGAAAGAGUACAGCGGUAAUGAUUUGACGAACCGACAAUCUCAAGGUCUCAGUGCGAUCCUUAAUAACUGUGGUCUUACUGACGCUUUGCUAGCUCUUAAUAACGAUGUUGCAUAUUCCGAAAGCGACAAUGAUUCGUCAUACACUCCAACAAAUAGUCCUAUACGAAAACAUCAAAAUAAAACUACAAAUAAGGCGGUCCGAACCAGCUUUGGACUGCAUAGUCCCGAUGCUACUCUAGAUACUAAGGAUUCAAGUCUAAAAGAAUAUUUGAAACAGUUAAGAGAAAAGAGUAAUAGAGAAGAAAACGCAGCUGAAUUCCCAUUCUUUUAUCAGGAAAGUAUUGUCGACAACGACCCAGAGCUUAUAGAUUUAACAUUGAUACCCCCACCACAGACCCCUGACGAAUUAGAUUGUGCUACGCAAGUGCCUCAAAUUCUACCUGUUGUUCCACCAUCUUUUGCUGACGACAAAGACACAGAACAAGAUGAUAUACAAAAGAGUAGUGACCUAGAAGAGUUCAUUGCCAACGUUACCAUACAACCGCCUACUGUCAAAGUAACACCAGCGAUUGAACUCACGCCUGAAGAGAUCAUGUCAUAUAUUAUUCCACCCCCACCUGGAUCCAACUCGUCAACUUUAGAUAGAGAUCAAGCUAGUUAUGUUAAUGAAACUGAGUUAUGUGAAACGAAAAACGAUAACAACUCCUGUGAUGAUGUGAAACCCGCAAAUGGUGACGUUACUAGAGGAGUUCUCAGCGUUAGUGAAAUCAGAAGCAUGUUCACGGCAAAAGGAUUAAGCGACGCCAGAAAUAGCUUACUAUUAAAAGAUAAAACUAAAACUUCGACUAAGUCCGAUUCACCUAAAAACAAGAGAAAAAGCAUAUCAAACGAAAAACAAGCUAACGGAAACGCACAUGUUAUAGAGUACCCGACCGUCGAGAGAAAAGGUAUGUUCUCUUGUUGUAGUAAAGAUAAAAAUAAAAGCGACGAUAGCAACGAUGAAACCGAAAAAAUCGAAGGUCACAUACAGAAUUCCGAUUCUAUGCCCGACGUCUGCGAGAUUCGACCCCCUCCCAGGCGGAAAAGUAACGAAAUAAAAAAACCACCCGAACGUCCACCCAAAACGCCCCCCACUCCGGCCCCUCGACCUAGAUCGAAUUCAUUCACAUGCGUUAAUAACGAAUUAAGUUCUGUCGAAAUCACAAACAAUCAUUUUAGCACUUUGAAUAAUAGAAAAUUAAAUUAUAAGGUAGUGUGUGAAAUAAAUGAGGGAAUAAGGGAGGGAACCCACCACCCUCCUCAGCUACCACCGAGACCAGAAACUAAGAUUCUGGUACCCCCUCCACCUAUACUUCUACCACCUAAGAAGCCUCCACUGCCUCCAGUCCCCAGUAUCGAAGUCUUACGCAUGAAAAAUUCGCAGAAACUGUCGCCAGUGCGCGCCACUGAGCGGCUCGCUAGUAUCGGGUCUCCGCACUUCCAAAGAAACCUCAACACGUAUCGGAACCUCGAAAACGAAAGCAGAUUGACAGACGACGAAGCGCAAAGUACGAGAUCAUCCCUAAAUUACAGUUCCAUGACGCUGCAGAAUCGCCACGUGCGCUCCAACUCGGAAACGAAAAAUACAAUUUUAAAGAAUAAGGAGAUGUCCACGGCCCUGUCGUUGUGUUCCCCUCAGAUGAACAGACGCUUUAGCAACAGACCGGAUUUAUUAAACGGGGCUCCAGUCCACGAUCAUAGAAUGUUCAGCCCUCCUCUGUCCGAGAGGAAGGCCAUAAGGAGGGACAGUGCGAGUCCGACCGGCAAGGUUCAAAACCACGUUCGAUUCAAGGAGGACGUCGUCGAUGACAUUCCCACUCCGCCCUCACCCCCCACGAUGAAGUUUCCGGAUUUCCAGGCUGGUAACAACGGACACGUAUCGAUAGAGAACUUGCUGUGCAAAACAGAGGUCGCCGUCGAUGGACUCCUGCAGAGACUGCACCAGGUGGCUCAGAAGUGCUCGCAUCAGCACGCACACGGCGGAGGAGAGGACAUCGAUGAAGUCAAGUUUCAGCGCGCACGAAGCGAGCUGACGUCGUGCGCGGUGUCGCUGGUGGGCGCGUCCCGCGGGCUGGUGGGCGCGCUUGGAGCCGCACGCGCCGCGCACGUCGCGCUGGCGGACUGUCUCGCGCCGCUCCGCCGCCUCGCCGACCUCGCACAGGCUCUCGGACGACACACAUCUGCACCUCUCCAAACCAGGAACCUGGUUCUUCGAGUCCACGACGUUACAGCCGCAUUUAAGGACUUAGCGGGCGCUGAAAUGGCCCAAAUUAUCCACGAACACAAUGCAAAACUCAAUCAGAAUCAAGGACAAGACACUAGUUCCACCCUGGAAGGUCAACUAGCCUUAAGAGCUGAAUGCCUUGCGAAUGUACUUGCUACCCUGCUUAGGAGUCUUAGAGUAUUCUCUCCUUAAAGUCUAAAUUAUAUAACUUUUUGAAUCUGAGAAAGAGUGCAACGCAUUCAAAUACGUGGCAGCUAUUAUAUUACUUUUUGUCUUGAGAUGAUUUUUGAUGAAUGGAAAAGCGCGCGAAAAUGAUCUACAGAUAAAAAAUAUUCAUAACGACAGAUAAUAAAUGUUACUGCUCAGUAUAUUAAGAGUAUUAAAUGUUUUGUAAUAUUAAAUAAUAACAAUCUGAUUCAUAAUAUUAUAAUGUAUAAUAGUUUAAACUUCUGUUAAAAUGACCGUUACUAAAAUGAGACCAAAUAAAAUUAGGUAUGUUUGUAUAAUUAUUGUAGUGGCAACACUUGUGUUAAUUAAGUUGUAGUUUUGUAAAUUUUAACAUACGUUAAUUGAUUUUAGUAAUAUUCUGUUGAAGUUUAGAAUAUUAGGCCUAUGAAAUAUUAUUGAUUGCAUGAUAAAAUUUUAUUUAGAUUUUUCUUACUUUAAGACAAACGCAACGUGAAAAAUAUACGCCUUUAUAUCUCAGCCGUUUUUCGACGAUUUCGUAGUUAAAAUGUUACCAUAUAAAAUAAUUUAGUUAACGUAACUAACAUAUCUGUUCUCAUUAUCAUUACUGUAUAUUUCUUAUUAGAUAUGUGUGAUUAAAAAUAGGGUGCGAAAAUAUAUCAUUAAAAAUAAUCUGUAUUCGGGCGUGUCUAACAUAUUAAAAAAAAAGUCAAAUGCAUUUUUCCUUUCAUGGGCAUAUUAAUUUGCAUGAUAAGUCUGCGUUGCUAGGUGUAAAAAAUGUUAAAUGUGCGGCGAUCGUUUUUUAUGUACACGCUACGUGCUAAUAUCUAACAUUGGUGCUAUAUUUUUAAAGUGUACGUCUUUCUAAUUCAAUUGGUUGAAAUUAUCAAACGACGUGUGAAUUGCACCAGUGAUUUGAAUUAUAGUCUCUGAUCUACGCAAUGGAGCUUCCAAAACAUUUCUUGGAGUUGGUACUUCUUUUUUUUGUUGUGUCGUUAAAUUUGGAAAUUUUUUAUAAUAAUCAUGAUUUCGAACUGUCGCGCAGUUUUAACAAUCCCAUUUAUUCUUAUUUUAAACUUACUGUUUGGGUUUUUUUUUUUUUUUAAUAAAAAUUGACAGAGGCGUGAAUUAUGUUGACCAUUUAUCGUGGUCAUAUCUAAAUAUGUAUUCAUUGAUUUAUAUGUUUCAAACACUCAGCGCGACAGUAUGAGUACUAAAUUGCAAUUAAGAUCUUAAUAUUCUGUUUUUUCUUUUUUUUAAUUAUCUAAAGACGAUAAACAAAUUAACGAUUACAAGUUUGCAUAAUAAUAAAUAAUCUCGUUAUAAAGCAAAUUUACUUUACGUGUACAGAUAAUAAUGCAUUAAUUCCAUAUGAUUUACUUACUUUUGUCACCUGUGAAGUACAAUUUUUUUACUCUUUUAUUAAAAAAUUCUUUACCAGUAUUUAGCCAAAGACAAGAUUUUAUUUUUUUAUUUCUUUUUGAUAAUAAACACCUCGUUCAUUCCUUUAUGCUUAAUAAUACUUCGAAAUAUAAAGAUAUUAUUCCAAGGAAUUUAUAAGACGGAGUUUUUUAUUUAUUUCAAAUAAUAUAUACCACGGUGGACUUAACGUUUAUAUAAAAAUGUCUGAGUAAGUACAUACAUACUGUCACAUAUUAUGAAUACCCCUAAUAAAUAUAAAUAACUUCACGGUUGAAAAAAUAACAUUUAAAGUUACCAUAUAAAAAAAAAAUUGACAACAUUGAAUUUUUAUUAUAAUUGUUAAAUAUACGAAUUAUAUAUCUUCGUCUCCUUCUCGCUUAUUUGUUCAUCGUGUGUAAGAGCGAAACGAAUCGAUGUAAGUCUAAAGAACAACAAAAAUGGCGUGUAAUAACGAUCUGUCUUUAUAAAAUAUGUGACUGUUUAUGUAUGUAUUGAAUAUAAAGUAAUAAUUAAUGUAUAAAUGAAUUAACUGCUAGUUAAAUCUUUAUUAUACAAGGUAACUGUA
This is a messenger RNA of Vanessa atalanta (red admiral), 7373 nucleotides long. RefSeq lists its product as uncharacterized. Gene Ontology annotation, molecular function: protein binding. The transcript is spliced from 14 exons. Gene Ontology annotation, cellular component: cytoskeleton. Gene Ontology annotation, biological process: signal transduction. The record is from RefSeq and is a predicted model, not a curated record. The coding region runs from base 317 to 5392 and encodes 1691 amino acids. NCBI's taxonomy places the organism in Eukaryota, Metazoa, Arthropoda, Insecta, Lepidoptera, Nymphalidae.